AUGGCCUCUGCCGUGGUGAUGGCCGCAAGCCCACCAUUCAAGCUCGAUGCCGGCACUGCUUUCUCUCUCGCCAUUGCCUUUUCCCUGAUGCCGUCGGCGCAGGUAUUAGCAGCUUACGCUCUCCCCAAGUCCACGCCUAGGAAGCUGUACUUUCUCUUCUUGUGGCAUGCAUACGACUUUCUGACCCACUUUAUCAUCGAGGGCAGCUACCUUUACCACUGCUUCUUCUCCUACCAGCAGUUACCUGCCAGAACACCAGACAUCUCGCACCCGGCGGCCUGGGGCGGGGAGCCACAAGCCUACUUGUACAAUCGACCUGACCGACGCUACGGUGCCCUAUACUCGCAAGCGCCAAUGGCGAGGUUGUGGCAAGAAUAUGCAAAAGCCGAUCGACGAUGGGGUGGAGCAGACCUGACGGUCAUCUCGCUGGAAAUACUUACUGUCGGCUUGGCUGGACCUGCCGCGGUGUACAUAUGCUAUCUGAUAACAAAGGUCACCAAUUCGGCAGACGAGGCUCUCAAAGGUCGAUAUCUACCGGCACUCUGGUUCACUGUCAUUGCGCUGGCAACCGGAGAGUUGUAUGGAGGGUUCAUGACUUUUGCACCAGAAUGGCUUAGCGGCAACACUGCACUUGCAGGAGAUGAUCCAGUCUACCUCUGGUUAUACCUGGUGUUCUUCAAUACGUUGUGGGUCUUCAUACCCCUCUGGGUUCUGUACACGGCCUUUGUGGAGAUCUCCUCCGCCUUCAAGGUUGCAACGACCAUGAAUGCCACGAAGAAGAGGACUUGA
This is a messenger RNA of Cladophialophora yegresii CBS 114405, 789 nucleotides long. RefSeq lists its product as uncharacterized. The transcript has a single exon. The coding region runs from base 1 to 789 and encodes 262 amino acids. Gene Ontology annotation, cellular component: membrane; endoplasmic reticulum. Gene Ontology annotation, molecular function: cholestenol delta-isomerase activity. Gene Ontology annotation, biological process: sterol metabolic process. The record is from RefSeq and is a predicted model, not a curated record. Lineage: Eukaryota; Fungi; Ascomycota; Eurotiomycetes; Chaetothyriales; Herpotrichiellaceae.